GUUGUGCCAGAGACUGAUGCUUCCGGGUUCAAGGGAAGAAGAUUCCACUGUUUGAAAAUGCACGCGCUCUCCUGAGGUUUCGCUCGCUGCCUGGUACUCCCGCCAAAUUGACGUCACUGUUAAGGGGCGAAGGGAUGGACAGGUUCGUGACACGCAGCAGGAAGAGGCUUGGUGUGGGAGAGCCCGAUCAGGCAUGUCACGGCAAGAAGAGCAGAGAAGCUCCCACACAAGUGCAGAAGGCUUCCGGAGAAGAGGAAGAAAAUACCUCACUGCCUAAGGAGUUCUCUCAGCCAAUCCCUUGGCGGAAAAUUGAAGCGGAGGGUCUGGACUGUGACUACAGCCUGUUGUUCAACACAGAGGAGGCGAACGAACUGUUCAAUGCAUUGGAGAGGGAGGUUGAGUACUUCACAGGUGACCAGGCGAAAGUGCAGGUGUUCGGAAAGUCCUACUCUGUCCCACGGAGGCAAGCGACCUACGGUGACGAGGGGCUCACGUACUCGUUCUCUGGGCUGCGUCUGCUUGCUCGACCCUGGACCCCAACGCUGGGGAGCAUACGGGAUGCCGUCACCAAGGCAACUGGGCACACCUUCAACUUUGUGCUAGUUAACAGGUACAAAGAUGGCCUUGACCACAUGGGGGAGCACCGUGACGACGAGCGAGAGCUCGACCCCAGCUGCCCCAUUGCGUCCGUGUCUUUGGGGGCGGCGCGUGAUUUUGUGUUCCGCCACCGGAACAGUCGCGGCGCUGGCGGGAGAGGCGGACCGCCACCGGUCAAACUGGAGCUGGCCCACGGCAGCCUGCUACUCAUGAGCGCCCCCACCAACACUCACUGGUACCACAGCCUGCCCGUGCGCAAGAAGUCCCACAUGCCCCGCAUCAACCUCACCUUCAGACGCAUACUCAAGAGGCUGUGAUGGCCUCGACUUCAGACGCAUACUCACCUUCAGACGCAUACUCAAGCAGCUGUGAUGGCCUCACCUUCAGACGCAUACUCAAGAGGCUGUGAUGGCCUCGCCUUCAGACGCAUACUC
Clupea harengus (Atlantic herring) is the source of this 1031-nucleotide messenger RNA. It is a transcript of the gene alkbh2, whose product is annotated as alkB homolog 2, alpha-ketoglutarate dependent dioxygenase. Gene Ontology annotation, molecular function: ferrous iron binding; broad specificity oxidative DNA demethylase activity; cytosine C-5 DNA demethylase activity. Gene Ontology annotation, biological process: DNA alkylation repair. Lineage: Eukaryota; Metazoa; Chordata; Actinopteri; Clupeiformes; Clupeidae. The record is from RefSeq and is a predicted model, not a curated record.